UCUUAUAUGUAACCCCGGCGAUCUCCAAUUUCAGCAUCUGUCUUCAAGAACACAGCAAAAAAAAUAAAAAUAAAAAAUCAGAAAAAAAUUUCUUCCCUACUUUUAAUUUCUCAUAUUUCCAUAGUUUUUGGAUGGCAGUGAGGUUACUGUCACAUGAGUUAUCUGACCUCUGUCUUGGCAAGCCAGCGUUGAGGUCAAUUCCUAUUACAUCCACCAUUGCUGAGGUACUCGAGGUCUUGAAAACCUCUGAUGAUAACUUUGUUAGUGUCUGGAGUUGUGACCAUAAGGGUAAAGCUAGUUCUGGGUUUGAAUCAGCUGGUGGUUUUUCUGAUGAUUGUAGAUGUGUAGGCAAAGUUUGUAUGGUGGAUGUUAUUUGUUAUCUUUGCAAAGAUGAAAAUUUGGUGUCACCUUCUGUUGCUUUGAAGGAGCCUGUUUCUGUUCUUUUACCUAAGACUCCUGGCCUUGUUGUGCAUGUGGAACCAUCUUGCAGCUUGUUAGAAGCAAUUGAUCUUAUUCUCCAAGGAGCUCAAAACCUUGUGGUACCAAUCAAAACCAAGCUCAGCAACAAGAGAAAACAGCACCAGAAGCCUUCACCAACUGUCACAAUCCACAAAGGCCGUGAAUUCUGCUGGCUAACUCAAGAAGAUGUGAUCAGAUUCCUACUCAGCUCCAUUGGCCUCUUUUCACCAAUCCCUGCCUUCUCCAUUGACACUCUUGGUAUCAUUAGCCCUGACAUCCUCACCAUUGAGUACCACUCCCCUGCCUCAGCUGCCACAGGAUUCAUUUCUCGUGCCCUGGUGGACCAAACUUCUGUGGCCGUGGUUGACAGUGACGGAACUUUGAUUGGUGAAAUUUCUCCCUUCACCUUGGCCUGCUGCGACGAGACAGUCGCAGCAGCCGUCAGGACCUUGUCCUCUGGGGAUCUAAUGGCCUAUAUUGACUGUGGAGGUCCCCCAGAAGACCUUGUCCGGGUUGUGUCGGCAAGGUUGAAGGAGAGAAACUUGAAUGGAAUGCUGGAGCAUUUCACAAUGUCCAUGUCUUCUGGUGGAUUCGCAUCUGCAUCUUCAUCCUCUGAUGAGGAGUCCAUGACUAGUCCAGUGUCACCUUUGCCAAGGUCAGGAAGGUAUAGUAGGUCAAUGAGUUAUUCAGCCAGGAUGGUGAGAAGAUCUGAAGCAAUUGUUUGUCAUCCCAAGAGUUCACUAGUGGCAGUGAUGAUCCAAGCCAUUGCUCACAGGGUGAACUAUGUUUGGGUUAUAGAGGAUGAUUGUAGCUUGGUUGGAAUUGUCACGUUUUCUGACCUGUUAAAAGUUUUCAGGGAACAUCUGGAAACCAUGGCCUGACAAGAUGAGAAGCUUUUGAUUAAAGUUUUGCUAAUCUUCUGCUAGGAUUUUGAUUAAAGAUCUUGCCCUUUAUUUCAUGAUUCUGGUUGCAAGAUUAUUGUCACGUGUUUGAAAGAUAGUUCUUGAAAAUCAGAUAGUCGAAAAAAGUGAAACAUGUGGGUACAAAUGGACUUGUCUAUCAGUUUCAUAUCUUAAAAAGCUCAAGAUCUUGCCUGCAAUUAUAAAAAAUUUAUAUGAAUAUAUCAACUGGCCUUACUUUAAGAAGCAGCUUGAGCUUGCAGAUUGUGAGCAUGACAUGGAUUCAGUUAAAGAUUUAAAUAGCAUUUAGAUGACGAGAUGUGUCAAUGUUUUCUCAGGCAAUAUUUUGAUGAUAGGAAAGUGAAAAAGGGCAUGUCCCAUUAAAAAA
Molecule: messenger RNA, 1746 nt
Organism: Durio zibethinus
Lineage: Eukaryota; Viridiplantae; Streptophyta; Magnoliopsida; Malvales; Malvaceae
Product: CBS domain-containing protein CBSX5-like
Cellular component (GO): nucleus; cytoplasm
Source: RefSeq, a predicted model, not a curated record